UUUUGCUUCAUCACAUGACGCAGGGGUAUUGGCUCCUCCCCCGGCUGGAAAGGCUUUGUAAAGGGUCACGUUGCGCGGCAGCAGAGAAACAGAAGACGGUUUCGCAUCUCUGACAUACAGCUCACCUACUCUGUGUCCUGAAGAUAUCCACCAACAGCCACCAUGACUCACCAGUACCCCGCACUGACUGCUGAGCAGAAGAAGGAGCUGCAGGACAUCGCUCAAAGGAUAGUAGCCCCAGGAAAAGGCAUCCUGGCUGCCGAUGAGUCCACCGGCAGCAUGGCGAAACGCCUGAACCCAAUUGGGGUUGAGAACACUGAGGAGAACAGGCGUCGCUACCGCCAGCUGCUUUUCACCGCCGACCAGCGCGUCGACAGCUGUAUCGGAGGUGUCAUCUUCUUCCAUGAAACCCUCUACCAGAAAACCGACGAUGGCACCCCUUUUGCUCAGCUCAUCAAAGACCGCGGCAUUGUUGUUGGCAUCAAGGUUGACAAAGGUGUUGUGCCCCUUGCUGGAACAAAUGGAGAGACCACCACCCAGGGUUUGGACGGGCUCAGUGAGCGCUGUGCUCAGUACAAGAAGGACGGCGCAGACUUCGCCAAGUGGCGUAGUGUGCUGAAGAUCAGCGAGACUACACCAUCUCAGCUGGCCAUCUUGGAGAAUGCGAAUGUACUGGCACGAUACGCAAGCAUCUGCCAGCAGAAUGGCAUUGUCCCAAUUGUGGAGCCAGAGAUCCUCCCUGAUGGGGAGCACGACUUGAAGCGUUGCCAGUACAUCACAGAGAAGGUCCUUGCUGCAGUAUACAAGGCUCUGUCAGACCACCAUGUGUACCUGGAGGGAACAUUGCUGAAACCCAACAUGGUCACGCCUGGACACUCCUGUCCCACCAAGUUCUCUGGCGAGGAAAUCGCCAUGGCUACCGUCACUGCCCUGCGCCGCACUGUACCUCCAGCAGUUACAGGUGUGACAUUCUUGUCUGGUGGCCAGUCUGAGGAGGAGGCCACCGUGAACCUGAAUGCCAUCAACACCUGCCCUCUCGUCAAGCCAUGGGCCCUGACCUUCUCCUACGGCCGUGCCCUGCAGGCCUCCGCCCUGAACGCAUGGAAAGGAGAACUGAGCAACGAGAAAGCUGCCACUGAGGAAUUCAUCAAGCGUGCCCAGGCUAACGGGCUGGCUGCUCUCGGAAAGUACAAGACCUCUGGAAGUGCUGGCGCCGCUGCUAAAUCCCUCUAUGUGGCUAACCAUGCUUAUUAAACAUUCAACGACCACGUUCAGCUGUGGCCUAGAUCUAGUCUUAAUAUCUGCUCUGCUAAUUCCCCUCACUGCUCCAUCAGUUACUGGCCUGUGCUGUCUAGUGUACUUUGUUAAGAGUUAUUAACAUUACAUUAUUAGAUGUCUAUUUAAAAUUAUAUGUAAAAUUGCAAUACUAAAGGGAACAGGCUUUUAUUGUUUUUAUUUCAACAAACAAAUCCAGACAGUUUUGAGACAAUGACUGAAGUGUUGAAUUUCAUGUUUAGCUGUUGUUAGAUUCUGAGGUUAUCUCAGAAUAAAAUCCAGAGAGUCUAUCAGUAUUCCUUUCAUGCUUCUUCAUAAGUGCUCCUCUCUCCACAUCCGGUUCUUUCUCCACGUCGUCCCUCUCGCGUCAGCUCCCCGGCAGUUCAGAUCAGCACGUGCACGUCUGUGUUUCGCUUCCGUCAGAACACAGCGUUGGCCCCUCGUUUUAAAUGCUGUACUAACAUUCACACUAACUGUGGGACCAACCAAACAAUAGUGGCAUCAGUACAUCCGAUUAAGGGCAAAACGAGAAGCUGAGCACCAUGAAAUCAAUAUGUUAAACUGAGUUGAUCUGGUGUAGUUCAUUGGUGGCUCCAGCAGAGGUCACUAGACACGGAGUACUGUAAUAACCCGCUGCACACUGAUAACCUUGUUUUGUUUCUUGUGCUCUUUAUUACCAUUAUCAACAAAAACAACCAUCACGUGUGUCUUCUCAGUGUAACAUUAGCUUUGAAUUACACUCAGUAAAUAACGUAUUUAGUUGUGUGAAGGUGUCGAUAUGUGAUUACUGUUUUCCCCCUGCCUGCCCCACGGGAAGAUCAGAUGGAUCUCUAUUGAUGCAGACAUAACAUGGACCAACACAUGAGGUCAGCAGCGCAGAAACAGUCACAGCUUUAUUGGAUUAAUGUGGUGUUUGUUAUGUUCUUGAAACAAUCAGUGUGUCAAAUAGUGGAGAAAUAAACUAAAAUACACAUUGAAA
Messenger RNA from Girardinichthys multiradiatus, 2254 nucleotides. RefSeq names its product aldolase C, fructose-bisphosphate, b (gene aldocb). Gene Ontology annotation, molecular function: fructose-bisphosphate aldolase activity. Gene Ontology annotation, biological process: fructose 1,6-bisphosphate metabolic process; glycolytic process. The transcript is spliced from 9 exons. Bases 163 to 1254 code for a protein of 363 amino acids. Gene Ontology annotation, cellular component: cytosol. The record is from RefSeq and is a predicted model, not a curated record. Lineage: Eukaryota; Metazoa; Chordata; Actinopteri; Cyprinodontiformes; Goodeidae.